AUGAUCGAAGACAAAUACUUCGAUAUCCUUAACGAAGGCCUACCAUCGCAAGACAUUGUUAUUCCCGAAAGACUAGAGAAAAGAACCAUGGUGACCGAUAAGGUGGAUAGAAAUGGAACGCGCCAUGAAGCUGUCAUCCCCGUUGGCACGGCUUAUACUCCUUUGCCGAAAGAGUUUGCUGCUCCAUCGGCAAAGAACUACUUAUUUGAAUUGGACGACUUCCAGAAGAUUUCUGUAUGUAGUCUUGAAAGAGAUGAAAGUGUCCUUGUAAGUGCACAUACAAGUUCUGGGAAAACUGUUGUUGCAGAAUACGCCAUUGCAAUGUCAUUGAAGAGUAAGCAAAGAGUUGUGUACACAUCUCCGAUCAAAGCAUUAUCUAACCAGAAGUACAGGGAGCUUCUUUCCGAGUUUGGCGAUGUGGGCCUAAUGACAGGAGAUGUCACCAUCAACCCGACAGCAACGUGCCUUGUGAUGACGACAGAGAUUCUUCGUAACAUGCUCUAUAAGGGAGGCGAGGUGGUUCGUGAGAUCCACUGGAUUAUCUUUGACGAGAUACAUUAUAUGAGAGACAAAGAAAGAGGAGUUGUCUGGGAGGAGACCAUCAUAUUGCUUCCAAGGCAUGUUCGGAUGGUGUUUCUCAGUGCAACGAUUCCAAAUGCAUUAGAGUUUGCAGAAUGGAUAUGCCAUAUCCAAAAUCAGGUUGUUCAUGUUGUUUACACCGAGAAGAGGGUGACACCUCUUGUCCAUUACUUCCGCACAAAUAAGCUGUACAAGAUCAAGGACAAGAAGUUCCACAAAUCAAGUUUUUUAUCUGCAAUGAGAUCGAUCCAGAAGAGAGCUGUCGGGCCCCGAGAGGUAAGCGAAGCAAUAAGUGAUGCAUCUCUUCCUGUUGUUGUGUUUUCAUUCAGAAGAAAGGACUGCGAGAAGUUUGCGAUGAAGCUAGACAAAAGCUAUCUCGGGGACUCCGAAGCAAAGAUGGUACAGACGAUAUUUACUAAUGCCAUCAUGUCUCUCCGAAAGGAGGAUCGAGAGAUUCCGAUUAUCCAAAACAUCCUUCCUCUUCUUAUGAGAGGAAUUGGGAUUCAUCACUCCGGGCUUCUUCCCAUAAUCAAGGAGGUUGUGGAGAUACUGUUUCAGGAAGGGUUACUGAAGGUACUCUUUGCAACAGAGACAUUUUCGAUUGGGCUCAAUAUGCCUGCAAAGUCUGUGGUGUUUACUGCACUGAAGAAAUUUGAUGGAGAAUCCAUGAGGCUGGUGAGUUCUGGAGAGUAUAUUCAAAUGAGCGGAAGGGCAGGGAGAAGAGGAAUAGAUAGCAUGGGGAUUGUGAUAAGUAUAAUAUCCGAGCCCAUUACCUACAAAGAGGUUUGUAAGCUCUUUUCCUCAUCCUCGGAUAAUCUUGUGAGUGCAUUCCGACUGACAUAUAACAUGUUAUUGAACCUGAUGAGGGUUGAAGGCCUUGACCCGUUAUAUCUGAUCAGUAGAAGCUUCCAUCAUUUCCAAUCAUACAAGAAGGCUCUAGCCGAGGAGGAAACUUUGUACUCGAUGCACCGACAACUAGAAAACAUUUGCCCCAACGGGAUUGUGACACUGUAUAGAAUAAGAGAGGAAAAGAAGGUUGAAAGAAACAAAAGACUAUCUGAGGAAUUCAGCAAGUAUUUGAAGAAGGGAAGGGUUGUUGAUUUGUUUAUACCUAGGAAUGGGCCAUCCAUCACAAUAAGGAAUGCGAUAGUCAGCAAGGUCCAGGAGAAGGUCCUUUGCAUGGUUGGGACUGAUGAAGGAGUGUACAUGUGUGGGUUUCCCUUGUACUACGUUGACUGUGUAUACGAUAGUAGAGUGAAGUUAGAUAUGAGAGUGUUUACUCGGAGCUUUGAGAAGAUUACAGUUGAAGAUGAGUUAGACAAGGAGAUAGGAGAGAUAGAGUCUAAAAUAUUGUCCAUAGAUCCUAAGUGGAGUUUUGACUUCUGUAUGAUAUGCGGAAAGCCCUCCAUGGGAUGCUUAGUCUCGUGCAGUAAGGAGUUGAUUAGUAAAGAUGCAGUUAUGGUCCAAGUUCCUGAGAACGGAAGGAAUUACAGGGAGAAUCCCAAGCAGUCGAGAUGGUUAGAUACAAAGAUGAAAGGUGAGAUAGGAGAAGCAAGGUCGUACUUCAUGAAUGAGAUACUGAAGCAGCAAUGUAUGGAUAAACUUCUUGAGCUCAAAGGCCUUAAAGAGAUUUAUCACAUGAGAGAAUGCAAGAAAAUGAUCGAGGUUUUGAAGAAGCUUGAAUACUGCAACGACACUAGCGUACUUAUAAAGGGAAGAAUGGCAUGUGAGAUUUCAUCUGGUGACGAGCUUGUUCUUACGGAAAUGAUAUUCAAUGGAGACUUUGCAGGAAUUCCAGUGGAGCACUUUGUUCCAUUGCUGUCAUGCAUUGUAUUUGAGGAAUGGGACUCCGAUAACUUUGUCUUGAGUGACGAAAACAAGCUAUAUUACAAAUUGCUGUCUUCCUCUGUAGAGAAGGUUUGUGGUGUUCUGAAGUCAUGUUCUAUUGAUGUAGAUCCUGCAGCAUAUCUCAGAAGGUUUUCUUAUGAGCUGAUGGAUGUUGUUCGGAUGUGGGUGUGUGGACAUACGUUUGUCAGUAUCUGUAGCCGGACAAAUAUAUUUGAGGGAAGUAUCAUCAGGACGUUUAAGAGGCUUGAGGAGCUUCUUAGGCAAUUGAGUAGCGCAGCCAGAGUCAUAGGCAACACUGAAUUGGAGAACAUGUUUGCAUUGGGAAUAGCAAAGAUCAAGAGAGACAUAGUCUUUGCUAACUCUCUUUAUAUUUAG
Encephalitozoon romaleae SJ-2008 is the source of this 2802-nucleotide messenger RNA. Its product is annotated as Ski2 ATP-dependent RNA helicase. Gene Ontology annotation, molecular function: RNA binding; ATP binding; RNA helicase activity. The transcript has a single exon. Lineage: Eukaryota; Fungi; Microsporidia; Unikaryonidae. Gene Ontology annotation, biological process: RNA catabolic process; maturation of 5.8S rRNA. The record is from RefSeq and is a predicted model, not a curated record. The coding region runs from base 1 to 2802 and encodes 933 amino acids. Gene Ontology annotation, cellular component: nucleus.